Molecule: messenger RNA, 231 nt
Organism: Fusarium venenatum
Lineage: Eukaryota; Fungi; Ascomycota; Sordariomycetes; Hypocreales; Nectriaceae
Source: RefSeq, a predicted model, not a curated record
AUGGCUGAGCGAAAGGAAAUCACGUAUGCUUUCGACACUGUCGAUGAUUGGCAGGCCUCUCAAAAGGCGUCAGAAGAGCUUGUGAAAGAGGACACUGGGGCCGAAAAUUGGAGGAGCACUAGAACUAUGCCUCCUACAUACUAUCCCCCACCAAUGACUCAACAGGCGAUUGACAAGCUCAAGGAAUUCAAGGGCGCCGUUGUGAAUGAUCUUUCCGAGAAACAAAAUUAG